Malania oleifera is the source of this 935-nucleotide messenger RNA. RefSeq lists its product as uncharacterized. The coding region runs from base 226 to 684 and encodes 152 amino acids. The record is from RefSeq and is a predicted model, not a curated record. The transcript is spliced from 3 exons. NCBI's taxonomy places the organism in Eukaryota, Viridiplantae, Streptophyta, Magnoliopsida, Santalales, Ximeniaceae.
UAUAAAAAUAUAAAUAUACCUACAUGACAAGACGCCCUCCUCACUCAAUUGCUCCUGUAUCUGGCUACUCGCCCUACUAACUUUCUUCUUUAAUAAUUUUCAAUUUCCUAGGCACAUAACUCAUCGCCCAACCCACUUUCCAAGCAACCCAUUAUUAUAUUCUGCAAGAGGUCUUCUUUCUUUCUUUCUUUCUUCUUCUUCGACCAGAUCAAGAGAAGAUCAUCAAUGGCCGCAUGGUUCUCUUCCUCCCCACCUCGCAUCAUAAUUCAAACAUCCAGUGCAAUUAAGAAGCCUGACAUUAAUGGUCGAGCUGUGAUGCUAAAACAGAGCAGUCCUUUUCCUGUCAUGAAGACCACUCUUAAGCUUCAGAUCAGGUCGUCCUACUCUUCCUCCUCAAACAAGGUUUUUGAAGAUGGGUCGAGGGGCAUAGUCUGCUACAGAGAUGACAGUGGGGAGAUCGUGUGCGAAGGAUACGACGAGGGUCCUCGCUUUCACCUCCAGGUUCCAUCAUCUUCAUCUUCGUCCUCAUCUUAUCAUCAUCCCAGGUGUGUGGAGAUGGUUGAUCUUCUUCAAAAGAGCUGGCUUCAAAUUGGCGGGGGUGGUGAGUUUAAUGGGCACUCCCACAAGAAAGAUGUUGCUGCACAAGAUGACUUCAACUGGAAUGGCUUUAGCACAUUCUGCUAAUCAGUGACAAUAGUCCUUUUUAUGUGUAUUCCACCUAAUGUGUAUAAACACCCCAAAGCUACUUUCAACCAGAAAGUGCCCAUCAAGUGCUGUCCUUUGUGUGCCAUAGGGCAAUCUCUUUUCUCCUUCAAUGCAUUAAUAUUGUACUAUUCCACAAAUCAAUCAUUGUAAUUUGUAUCUUCUUUCUUAAAAAUCACAGGGGUAAAUGUAAGCUGUUUAUGAAAUAAUAGUCCCAACGCAUAUGGUGCGCA